Messenger RNA from Ophidiomyces ophidiicola, 825 nucleotides. RefSeq lists its product as uncharacterized. Lineage: Eukaryota; Fungi; Ascomycota; Eurotiomycetes; Onygenales; Onygenaceae. The record is from RefSeq and is a predicted model, not a curated record. The coding region runs from base 1 to 825 and encodes 274 amino acids. The transcript has a single exon.
AUGGAUGCAAAGGCGUACCUUAUUAGCCAGGGUUGGUCUGGCCCUGGCAACCCAUUAAACCCCUUACGCCGACCCGGGGGCCAUGCUGGCUUAGGCCUCACGAAACCCAUCCUUGUGGCACGAAAGAAAAACACCCAUGGUAUUGGAAAUAAGACAACGCAUGAUCAUACGAACCAGUGGUGGCUGAGAGGCUUCGAAGAGGCUUUGAAGAGCGUAGGGAAUGAUGGCAACUCCACACUUCUGGAGAAUCCACCUGAUGAAAAGCAGAAUGGAAUAAGGAGCGAAUUAUACCGCUUUUUUGUGAGGGGAGAGAAGCUCGAGGGGACCAUCGAAAAAAGGGUAGAUGGUAUCGACACUGUGGCUAGCAGCAAUCAUGUCACCAAGCGGAAGAGGGAUGAGGGAGCCGCUAUUGAAGACGAGGCCCGUGGGGAUUCUGAGAAGAAAAAGAAGAAACGAAAGAAGGACCUCGCCGAUUCCGAACGUCCCGGUGUUUCAGACUCUAAGAAGAGUGCGAAUAGAAAGAGAACAGAGAAGUCGAAAAGGGAUAAAAAGUCGAAAUCGCCCAAGAAGCGGCAAAGUACCCCUGAUAAAAUGGACGAAGCCGAGGUCUUAGGCACCUGGAAGAAGAAAGAGAAGCCAGAGAGAUUACAAUCUGAUUUUUCCACUCCAACUACAUCGCCUUCUAAGUACUCCGGUGGGGAUGAGAAUGACGUCAAAAAGUGCAAACCUGACAAAGAUACCCGAAUGAAACAAAAAAAGUUACGGAAAAUGGAAAAGGAGUCUAAACAAAAAUUAAAGAGUAAGAAAGGAAGGGAAAAUCAAUGA